This is a messenger RNA of Besnoitia besnoiti, 612 nucleotides long. RefSeq names its product cytochrome b6 subfamily protein. The transcript has a single exon. Gene Ontology annotation, molecular function: cytochrome-c oxidase activity; heme binding. NCBI's taxonomy places the organism in Eukaryota, Apicomplexa, Conoidasida, Eucoccidiorida, Sarcocystidae. Gene Ontology annotation, biological process: electron transport coupled proton transport; mitochondrial electron transport, cytochrome c to oxygen. Bases 1 to 612 code for a protein of 203 amino acids. Gene Ontology annotation, cellular component: membrane. The record is from RefSeq and is a predicted model, not a curated record.
AUGGGUUGUAUUUCUAUUCUAGGUUCCUUAGUAUGGGCACAUCAUAUGAUGACAGUCGGUCUAGAGGUAGAUACCAGAGCUUAUUUCUCUGCUAUGACUAUUAUGAUUGCAAUUCCUACCGGUACUAAGAUUUUCAACUGGUUAGGUACCUAUAUGGCUAGCCAUACAACUACAAGAACUGUAGAUCUAUGGGCUGCUCUUAGUUUUAUCCUAUUGUUUACUCUAGGUGGUACUACAGGUGUAGUUAUGGGUAACGCUGGUAUGGAUAUUGCCCUACAUGAUACAUACUAUAUUGUAGCUCAUUUCCAUUUCGUAUUAUCUCUUGGUGCAGUACUAGCUACUAUAUGUGGCUUUAUCUUCUAUAGCAGAGAUAUGUUCGGAGAUACUGUAAAUCUAUUCCAUGUAAAUACCGGUGCUUCUCCAUAUUUAAGCAUCUGGUUUGUAGUCUUCUUAGGUAGUAUCUUAUUAAUUUUCAUCCCUAUGCAUAUACUUGGUUUCAACGUUAUGCCAAGAAGGAUACCAGAUUACCCUGAUUAUCUUUGUUAUAUUAAUACAUGGUGUUCAAUUGGUUCUAUAUCCACAAUAGUUAUCAUCUUAACUAUGCUCUGCUAA